AUGUUGACACUCGUUCUCUCCGGCCUUGUAGCACUUAUUCAAGCUGCUCCCGGCAAAAACGUUGCACCACCUGAUGAGGCGGCGGACAUACCUGCCAACCUGUUGCGCGACUUGCAUACCGCCAAAGCCUUUGCCAAGCGCGUAUCUGGCCCUCAACAGAUUCUCUCCAACUGGACUGCAGCGGGCUCUGAUUUGUGUUCGUGGAGUGGUUUUUACUGCGAUAUCGUCCCCAACACCAACGCUUUGGGCCUCGCUUCCAUUGAUUUCAAUGAGUUUGGACUGGCUGGCAACCUCAAAUUGACUGGCUUUAUCGACAAGCUUACUGACCUUGCCCUCUUCCAUGCCAAUGGCAAUGGUUUCAGUGGCGAGGUACCCGAUCUCAGCAGGCUGCAAUACCUGUACGAGAUCGACUUGAGCAACAAUGAAUUCUCUGGACCUUUCCCCCAGAGUGUGCUGAGGGCCAACCUCUUAGGGUUCCUCGAUCUCCGCUUCAAUCAGUUCAGCGGUGCCAUCCCUGACAAUGUCUUCACCGCCUACCCUAGUCUUGAUGCCCUCUUCUUAAACGACAACAAGUUCUCGGGCCAAAUUCCCAACACCAUUGGCUCUUUCCCCGGCGAAUACCUUGUUCUUGCCAACAACCACCUCUCGGGCUCCAUCCCUGACUCCCUGGCCUCUGCUAUACAACUCAAGGAAUUUUUAGCUUCCGGGAACAGGUUGUCCGGCUCCAUUCCUGAUGCCAUCGGUUACCUCCCCAACCUCGAACUCUUCGAUGUCUCCAACAACAAGCUGACUGGUACUGUUCCUGAGAUGCUCUGCGCCAGCAAGUCUCUCCAGAGCAUUGUGCUGACUGGUAACAAACUUUCCAAAAACCUUGGUCCCAUCUGCCAGGCGUCCAAGGCCAAUGGCAUUUUGCAGAUUUAG
Bipolaris sorokiniana ND90Pr is the source of this 921-nucleotide messenger RNA. RefSeq lists its product as uncharacterized. The coding region runs from base 1 to 921 and encodes 306 amino acids. Gene Ontology annotation, molecular function: protein binding. The record is from RefSeq and is a predicted model, not a curated record. The transcript has a single exon. Lineage: Eukaryota; Fungi; Ascomycota; Dothideomycetes; Pleosporales; Pleosporaceae.